AUGUUGAUUGAUAAGCAACAUUCCACAAUCAAGUCUUAUAAAGAUGACAAGAGCUCACCAUGGUACGAAGAAAGACAAGUUAUUGCCACACUCUAUAAAGCACGUGUAUUACUUCACGAAAUGUUAUAUCAAAAACUUAAUCAAGAAAGACUUUCAUCUGGCAAUCUUUGUGUCGCUGAAAUUCAAUCUUUAUUAAACACCCAAAAAGAAGAUGUCGAAACUGAUUGGAUCGCCGAAAUUCAAGAACUUAAAAGAAAUAUGGUUGCUGAAAUUCGUCGUAACCAUCUUUUAGAAAGAGAUGUCAAUAAAUUGGAUAAACGUAUUGCAUUAUUAAUCAAGCAUAGAUCAAAUAUUAAAGACUUAGCAUUAGAACAAAGUAAAAAAAAUAAAGAUAGAAAGAAGAAACAUGAUGAUAAAGCAGAAAAUAUUACAUUAGAUCAAAAACAAAUAGAAUCAUAUCAAAAUUUAUUCUAUCUUUUACAAACCGAACCACAUUAUUUAGCUAAAUUAGUAACAUUAAUUCAAGCUGAUCAGAUGGAGGACUUUUUAGAUACAGUAUUUUUAACAUUAUUUGGUGAUGCCUUUACCCCAAGAGAAGAGUUUUUAAUUUUAAGUUUAUUCAGAUUAGCUAUAGGCCAAGAAAUGUCACGUAUUAAAUCAGCUGGUGAUUUGUUAUCAGUCGAAUCAGUCGUACCAAAAAUGAUUAUUACAUAUACUAGAAGAAAGCAAGGUCACGAAUUUUUAAAACAAAUUAUUGCACCAAUUUUAGAGAAUAAUGUUGUUAAUGCACCAGAUUUAAAUUUAGAGUUGAAUGCAGUACAAGUUUAUCAAAAUAUGAUUAGCGAACAAGAAAUUCAAACUGGUGCUAAAUCUACUUUAAACCGUGGUCUUGGUGAAGAUCAAAUUAUUCAACUUAAAGAAGUACAAAAUAUUUUAGAGCCACGUGUUGAAAAAUGUAUUCAAAUUUGCGAACGUUUCUUUACUGGUAUCAUUCAAUCAUUAAAUCGUCUUCCAUAUGGUAUUCGUUGGAUCUGUAAACAAAUUCAACAUAUUGCUCAAAAGAAUUUCGACUCUAAACCAGACGAAAUUGCUAAAGUUAUUGGUUAUUUCGUUUACUAUCGUUUUAUAAAUUUAGCUAUUGUUACUCCAGAUGCUUUUGAAAUUUUAGAUAAAGAGUUAUCAAUCACUUCAAGAAAGAAUUUGGUUAAUAUCGCAAAAGUUUUACAAAAUUUAUUUACACUUAAAACAUUCCAAAAUCAAGGUAGUGAACGUUGGAUGCAACCAUUAAAUUCAUGGAUUUUAUCAAAGACCGAUACAGUUAGACAAUAUUUAGAAGAUUUAGUUCAAGUUACUGAUCCAUCCGAAUAUUUAAGAGUUGAUAAAUAUAAUGAAUUAACAUUAAAGUUAAAUCCAGUCGUUGUUAUUUCAUUAGGCGAAAUUUCACAAACCCAUCGUCUCUUAAUUAAUCAUCUCUCAGCACUUAAAAUGAAAGAAAAAGAAGAUCCAUUAGAAUUAAUACUUAAAUCAUUACCAUCACCAAUUGAAGUUGUCGAAGAAAAUGACCGUGAAAUUCAAUUAACUCUUAUCAAUAGAUUCAAAGAAAAUAUUGAAAAAGAAAUUUCAAUCUCAGCUUCAUUAUUAGCCGAAACUAAGGAGUUGGUUAUCUCUGUAUUUAGAUCAAUACCAAUUCAAGAAAAACAAAAUGCAGAUAAAAAAGAUGAUCUUCUUGCUAUUCUUAAUUUUGCAGUUGCACAUGGUAAACAAACAAAUAACAACCAAUUAUCAACAAAUGCCGAAAAAAUUAUAAAUAAUUUAAAGAAAAUGGAAGCUGAAGGUAGUGUUCAAAGUGAAAAUAAUCAAUAUGAAGGUUUCAUUAAAGUUAUUGCACUCGAAGUUAUCAACCGUCAAGAAAUUAGAGAACAACAAAGAAAAGAAAGAAUGCGUCUUACUAUUGCUCUUCGUGACCUUCGUAAACAUCAAUCUUAUCUAAACGAUCAAAUUUCACAUUAUACCUCUUAUCUCAAAGAUGUUCUCCUUCAUUACGGUCCAAAAGAUAAAAAGAAAUCAAAACCAAUGAAAAUUUCAUUCAAGGAACUCACAAAGAAGGGUGUAAUUGUCGAAUCAGAUAUUCCAAAAAUUUCACACAAUUCUACAAACUUUUAUAUUAGCUCAGAUGCUCCAGGUAUUUUUGAUAUCGAAGCUAGAAUCGGUGUUGCUGCAAUGGGCUCAAUCAGUCUUUCUCUUGAUGAUCUCUUAGAUAAAUCAUCUGCUGGUAUACCAUAUCUCAAACUUGAAAAUAUUGUUUUGGAUGUUAAUAUGACUUUACAUUUAUUAAAUAGACAUUUCUUAAAAAAUAUUCAAUAA
Messenger RNA from Dictyostelium purpureum, 2364 nucleotides. Its product is annotated as Ras GTPase-activating protein. Gene Ontology annotation, molecular function: actin filament binding; GTPase activator activity; calmodulin binding. Lineage: Eukaryota; Evosea; Eumycetozoa; Dictyosteliales; Dictyosteliaceae. The record is from RefSeq and is a predicted model, not a curated record. The coding region runs from base 1 to 2364 and encodes 787 amino acids. The transcript has 4 exons. Gene Ontology annotation, biological process: regulation of GTPase activity; regulation of actin cytoskeleton organization. Gene Ontology annotation, cellular component: cytoplasm.